Messenger RNA from Ctenopharyngodon idella (grass carp), 4719 nucleotides. RefSeq names its product synaptotagmin-like 5 (gene sytl5). Gene Ontology annotation, cellular component: exocytic vesicle; plasma membrane. Gene Ontology annotation, molecular function: phospholipid binding; neurexin family protein binding; small GTPase binding. NCBI's taxonomy places the organism in Eukaryota, Metazoa, Chordata, Actinopteri, Cypriniformes, Xenocyprididae. Bases 450 to 2534 code for a protein of 694 amino acids. The transcript has 17 exons. Gene Ontology annotation, biological process: exocytosis; intracellular protein transport. The record is from RefSeq and is a predicted model, not a curated record.
UGUGUGUGUGUACACGGUCACGGGGAAUCCGUGGGAGCGCAAACUCCGCCCACGCUAUGAACAUCUCCAGCGGCGAGUGCGUGGGGGGGUUUGCCUCGCGCUCGGAGCUCGGGCUGCAAUGAACACGCCACUACAAAACUGCUCUUGACCAUGUAACAGCACUGCAGUUCAGGGGAUAUUCAUGUACGAACGCUGCGGCAGGCAUUCAGCAGCUGAAAAGGUUAAUGCACUGACCAAUAGGAUCAGAAGACCUGCCACAAUUACUGAGAGAUGAAUGUUAUCGUCUGAAGGAGAGGGCAGAUGACCUUUGUUGGGAUAUAUAGAUGAACUAAAGCAGUCCUUCAUUCAUUCAUGAGGAUUCUAGCUGCAUUCAUGAAGUAUAUUUGUGAUUGGUUUGUGGCCAGUUUGAUUGGCUAAGUUUUCCUUGAGCUCUGUGAGCAGUUCUUUAAAUGGUCAUGGCGAAGACAACCGAGUCCCUUAAUCUGUCCUUCCUCCUGGAGCACGAAAGACAGAUGAUCCUCAGUGUUCUCCAGAAAGACGAGAAGCUCAGGAAACGAGAGGAGAAACGCAUCAGGAAGCUGAAAAAUGAACUUCUGGAACUGAAGCGAGCCGGGCGGCGUAGUUCAGCUGAUCAGCGUGAGUGUGCCGUAUGUCUGCGUGCUCUGGGUCUCAUCCUGCAGAGGGGUAAUGUGUGUACCAAUUGUCAUCGGCGCAUCUGCAACUUCUGCACUGCUACGCCUCCAGGCAGCAACUGCAAAUGCACCGUGUGUGCAAAGACUGCGGAGCUGAAGGUGGUUACAGGAGAAUGGUUUCUGGAAGAGAGAUCCAAGAGGUUUCAACAUGCCAGUGUACCCAGCAGUGAUGUAGUCAAACAGUCAAUCCUCAGCAGUCCUCCAGAUGGAGGCUCUGCUCACAGACCAUCAGAGAUGGAGAGAUCAUCCACACCACAGUAUGAGAGAUCGCCUACUCCUCAAUUCCAGAAAGGCGCAGGGAAAAACAGGAAAGGUGUCUGUUUUAGGAAGAGAACGGUUGCAGUGGAACCAUCAGGGUUACCAACAGUGCCCAAUAACAUGAGAACACAAAUGGUCAAAACACCAACCCAGACAGAGGCAAGAAACAGGCCGGAUGGGGCAGAGAGCGUGUCUAGUAUACAAAGCAGUGACAGCGUUUCUGAAAAGAUGGCGGAUGGGCGGAGACAAAUAGAUUGCAGCACACCCUCUAUUGCCAUAUCCAGAGCCUCCCUCUCAUCAGAUCGCAGUCGCUCUGAGGUGGACCUCAGUAAUCCUGGAGAGGGCUUCAGUGAAGAUCCCCUGAUUAGUCGAUGCCGCUCAGUUCCAGGACUGAACGAUGGGGACUCGGAUGAGGACAUUGAUGCGGUGUUAUCAGCACACUAUAAAACCAACCGGAGCGUCUGCAGUGCGCAAUCAAUGUCUUCCACACCUGCCUCGGAGAGAAAGUGGGGUUUCCUUAAUGUACCUGACUCAGAUGCUGACACUACCAGCAUCAACAGUAUGAUGAGCGUGUACAGUGAGACGGGGGACUAUGGCAAUGUGCGGGUUUCCGGGGAGAUCCUGCUCAACAUCUCUUACAGCUAUAAAACAGGGGCACUCAACGUGCUCGUCCGCGAGUGCCGCUGCCUAGCAACCGGGGAUGAGAGGAGACAGCGCACGGAUGCCUAUGUUAAAACAUAUCUUCUGCCAGACAAGUCCCGUCAAAGCAAGCGGAAAACCAGCAUCAAAAGCAACACCACUAACCCAGUGUUCAAUGAAAAUCUGAGGUAUGUAGUCAGUCACUCUCAGCUGGAGACUCGCACACUGCAGGUUUCUGUGUGGCAUCAUGAUCGUUUUGGACACAACAACUUCCUGGGGGAGACGGAGCUGACCUUUGACUCCUGGGAGUUUGACACGCAGAUAGAGGAGUGGUUCGCUCUACAGCCUAGGAGUGAGUCUUAUGUGGACUCAGUGAUGCACUAUAAAGGGGAACUUACAGUGGUUUUGAAGUACAUUCCUGCAGAGAGAAAUGUCUCACUGCCUCUGGACCAAGUGCAAGUGAAAAAAGGAUUUCUGAAGGGAAAGAAGAAGACCAUCACACUUCCUAAAGGAGGAAUGGUGGAGCUGCUGGUUAAAGAGGCAAAAAACCUGACGGCCGUCAAAGGAGGGUCCUCUGACCCAUUCGUCAAAGGAUACCUACUGCCUGAUGACAAGAAAAGCACAAAGCACAAGACCGCGGUGGUGAAACGUACCGUAAGCCCACGCUGGAAUCACACCUUCACAUACUGCGGCCUGCAGCACAGCGAUUUGGACAGCGUGUGUCUGGAGCUGACGGUGUGGGACAGAGAACCGCUCGCCAGCAACGUCUUCCUGGGUGGUGUGCGGCUCGGGGCAGGGACAGGUCUGAGUUAUGGAAAAGAAGUAGAUUGGAAUGAUUCCUACGGUGAGGAGCAGCGGCUAUGGCAACGCAUGAUUGACAACCCUGAAGUCCCACAAGAGUGCACACUGAUGCUGCGAUCCAGCAUGGCCAAGAGGAAGACAUAGAGAGAAUGCGGGACAGUUUCCUUGGCAAUACGCAUCAAAUCUGAUCACCUCUAGACACUUUAAAGUGCUCUUUAUGUUCUUUUGCAGUACUCGCAACUACCCAGAUUCUCAUUCCAAUGUGCACAUGCUCUCUAAAUCCUCAAAACACAUCUAUGGCAUACAUAUGCACACACAUAUAGGCCUCUAUGGUCCCAUUUACACCUGGUAUUAACAUGUUUCUCAAUUGUGAUCGCAUGGGAUUAGCAGGAACUCUAAUUUUAUGACUACAUAUAUAUCACUUAUGUCAGUGCGGUACUUCAAGUUGAUAAGGAAGGGAAGAGCAAAAAAUGGUACACAGUCUCUCCCAAAUAUAUUUAAAUUUUAAUCUAAGCAUUUUAAAAAUGUAUGAAAUUUAAAAGUAAAGUUUCAAAUGGCAUUCACAGUUAUCUUAGUUGAGUAACUGUAUUAAGCAAACCUCUUAAGAGUGUGCUUCAAAUCAUCUUAAUAUCAGGCUUACUGAAGAAUUUUUUUAUUUGGACAGUUAAUUUUUAAGCUGCAUAAAGUUUUACUUUUUUGCAGCAGAAGAACAUUGGCAGGUAUAGGUGGUCUUUCGCUGACCUGACUUCAUUUACCAUUGAAUGUGAUUGAACAGCAGAGACAAACCAGGUGUAAAUUUUGCGACACACUAGGACACCAACCCAGGUGUAAUUAUAUUUAUGUAACAUUUCAUUUUACAGUGUCCUUAUUACACGUUACAUGUAUUUACUGUAGUAAUAACAGUAAAUUAUGUGUUACAUGCAACUAACCUAAACCUAUAGUAAGUGUGAUAAAAUUACCCAGUACUAAAAGGGUUAGUUCAUCAAAAAAUGAAAAUAAUGUAAUUUAUUUAUCACCUUCAUGUCGUUCCACACCCGUAAGACCUUCAUUCAUCUUCGGAACACAAAUUAAGAUAUUUUUGAUGAAAUCCGAUGGCUCAGUGUGGCCUGCAUUCACAGCAACGACAUUUCCUCUCUCAAGAUCCAUUAAUGUAAUAAAAACAUACUUAAAUCACUAUAUAAGUCGUUUUGUUUUUUUGGUGCACCAAAAAUAUUCUCGUCGCUUUAUAAUAUUAAUAUUGAGCCACUGUACUCACAUGAACUGAUUUAAAUAUGUUUUUAGUACAUUAAUGGAUCUUGAGAGAGGAAAUGUCAUUGCUGGCUAUAGAGGCCUCACUGAGCCAUCGGAUUUCAAGCCAAGGUUUUACGGGUGUGGAACGGCAUGAGGGUGAGUAAUAAAUGACAUUAUUUUCAUUUUUGGGUGAACUAACCCUUUAAAUGUAAAAUGACAUUGUAACAAGGACACCUUGAACUAAAGUAUAACCUUAUAUUUCAAAACACUCACAUUGGUCAUAACUGUGAAUCGCACAUGAGUACUAUUUUAAAAAGAGCACAGUGAACAUUAUCAAAAAUCAAAGGUCACAGCUGUCCUUAAAAGAACAAAGCACAAAGCACUUCCUCCAUACACACACACACACACACACACACACACACACACACACACACACACACACACAAGAAAAAAAUGAAUCCAAUUUGCACAAAUAUCACCUGCACAUAAUGCUUGCACACGUGGCAGACUAAUUGAGAACAAUGUGAUCAAUCCUUUCUAUGAGCACAUUAAUAUAGACAUGCACAAAAGAUAUUACGAUAAUCAUGUCAGAUCUGUCAAGACUGUAUUACACAAAUUUUGGCUUAAGAGAGACUGAUGCUGUCAGUUAAAUUUCAUAGCUAGUUUUACCACAGUUAGAAUGUGAAAAUAGGUGUGUGACAUGAAGAAUAUCUGGGAACAAUGUGGUUCAUUACCUUCAACUAGAUUUACAGUUCCUCUAAAAAAUUCCAGUGUUUUUGGUAAAAUGAUAGUUAUAAACCCAAAUGUAAAGUAGAUAAAGUAGAUUACAAUUCUAUUAAGACAUCAUUAAGCCUGUUUUCUAAAGACUAGUCACAAUUCAGCAUGCAAAUAAUACAAUGACAUCAAUGUUGUUAGGUAGAUUCCCCCCGUCACUGUUGUAUCGCACAGGAACGACUCAUCCCAAAGGAGAAAGUAGUUUAGCAUUAAAGAAAUUACACACUGCACAAAUGCAUGAUGUUUAUCAUAACCAAAAAUACAAAGAAACCCUAAGAAUAUAAUUUUCUAUAAAAAUGUAAGUGGUUUGAGGUUCUAUUUGGAU